CAAUAAGUUGAUGGCUUCUAAAGUCCCACGUCAGUUGCCAACUUGUGGUCUACACAAGCUCUGCGUUUGUGAAGGCACCAGCUCCUCCUCCGCCUCCUCUCUCUUCACCCCCUGCGUUCUCCCUCACUUCCUCGCUGCCUCCGACGGGAAUUUGUUGCGAUGUUUCGAGCCCCUCGGGAAAGGAGAAAGAAGACUAGAAUGAGAAAGAGUAUACUUGUGCGAUGGCGGCAACAAUCAAGCGGUUCUCUUGUGCUCUGAAAAGAAAGAAAACUCAAGCAUCUGGUAAAAGAAGUUUAUUGAUCCACAUAAAUAGGCAAAGCCUAAGUCCACAAGAAAUAUAUGAGAAAGAGCCUAAUUACAAAAACUACGUGCUACUGAUAGUAGUGUACACAUCGUUUAGACUCAUUCCAUUCCAUACAAUAGAAGAGGCCCACAACAACAAAGUAUGAAAGAAAAAGUCCCUAAAACUGUCCGGGGAGCGUUCCUUAUCCUCGAAGCAGCGGCCAUUUCUUUCAUUCCAUGUGCACCACAUUAAGCACAAGUAGGGGGAGAUAUCAAUUGUGCAUCAGCAGUAAUGUUUAGAAGAAACAACAUCGCGUCAAGGAUUUUUCAGCGCCAAAUCUACACUCCUGCUCCCGGAACUAGUGUUUAUUGCGCUAGGCGAUUUUAUGAAAAUUUAGUCCCAAGUUGUACCAUUUAUGAUGUUGAAUGCCCAGACCAAUCAUUCCGCAAAUUUACCGAUGAUGGGCAAUACCUAAUAAGUUUCAGCAGAAAUCAACAAGAUCUGGUUGUUUACAGACCAACAUGGCUUUCAUUUUCAUGCAAAGAAGAAGAUUGUGAUGCUCAUGAUCUCCCUCCAAAAGCAAAGAGAUUUGAAAGUUUCUUCACUCAUUUAUAUAGUGUAUCGCUUGCUUCCUGCAAUGGCAAUGAGCUCAUAUGCAAAGACUUCUUCCUUUACGUGGAGAGUAACCAAUAUGGAAUAAUUGCUACUUCUACGCCAUCAAUUCAUGAUGCAGCUGCUAAUGGUGCUGCCAUUCAGGGUGUCCCGUAUGUAGAAAAGUUGACAUUCCAUUUAAUAAGGUUGGAAGAUGGAGUCAUACUGGACGUGAAGGUCUUUCACAAUGAUUUUGUUAAUCUGACCCAUAACAUGGGCGUAUUUUUGUAUGAUGAUUUAUUGGCAAUUGCGUCACUUCGCAAUCAAACAAUACAUAUUCUCCAAAUUAGAGACUCUGGGAACCUUGUAGAUGUACGAGCUAUUGGGGCAUUUUGUCGUGAAGAUGAUGAACUUUUUCUCAAUUCAAAUGCUCAGUGCAUUGCAUUUCCUGACAAAAGUAAACUGCAUCAGUUGCCUGGGAAUAAUGUUCAGAAUGGUACACAUCUUAGCCAGCCUAAUCAAGAAGAUUCUCUCCUGAGUGGCAUCAAACAACGCCUUCUUUCAUUCAUAUUCCAAGGAAUAUCAAAUGAAGAAAAAGACCCGGCCUUGAGAGCCCAGUGGUUGAAGAAGAAGUUUUAUUUUCGUUUUCAAGAUUAUGUGGACUUGAUUAUCUGGAAGGUACAAUUCUUGGACCGGCAGCACCUGCUGAUCAAGUUUGGUAGUGUGGAUGGAGGGGUGUCACGAAAUGCUGAUCAACACACAGCUUUUUUAGCAGUCUAUAACAUGGAGACAACUGAAAUUGUUGCAUUUUAUCAGAAUUCUGCGGAGGAGCUUUAUCUCUUGUUUGAGCGUUUCUGUGACCACUUCCACACGGCAUCUAAAAAUUCUGUUUCUAUGAAUUUUGUAUCAUCUCACUCAAAUAACAUUCAUGCCCUGGAGCAAAUAAGAUCCGUAAAAAGUAAAGCAAGUUCACAGUUUAUGAAGAAGAUGCUGGGAUCUUUGCCUUACAGUUGUCAGUCACUGAGUCCUUCUCCCUAUUUUGACCAAUCUCUCUUUCGGUUUGACGAAAAGCUGAUUUCUGCAAGCGACCGGCCUAGACAGUCAACAGACCAUCCCAUCAAGUUCAUUUUAAGAAGGCAACCAUGUUCCCUCAAAUUUAAGAUCAAACUAGGCCCUGAAGCAGGCAAUGCGGAUGGUAGGACAAAAAAGAUCGCAUCAUUCUUGUUCCAUCCAUUUUUACCUCUGGCACUCUCUAUUCAGCAGACUUUGUUCUUGCAGCAGCCAUCAGUAGUGAAUAUUCAUUUCCGGGGAUGAAGUAAACAAGCCUUCGGCGAGACUGUAGAUUUGAUUGAGAAAAAGUGUAUAUUUAUUCGGAAAAGUGCACAAAUGAUAUAUUUACACUUGAGGUAGGAGUUGCAUGCUCGAAGCAGUGUCCUGAAACGUUCACAACAUAUUCCACUGCUUUCUUGUUUUUAGCAUUUAAACACAAUAGCUAUGUUUAAAAUAUAGCACAUAGCUAGCCGGUGUUACUCUGACAAUGAAAUGAAUUGGCUUUAAACAA
Carya illinoinensis is the source of this 2435-nucleotide messenger RNA. Its product is annotated as light-mediated development protein DET1-like. Gene Ontology annotation, cellular component: nucleus; cullin-RING ubiquitin ligase complex. Lineage: Eukaryota; Viridiplantae; Streptophyta; Magnoliopsida; Fagales; Juglandaceae. The transcript has 15 exons. Gene Ontology annotation, molecular function: ubiquitin-like ligase-substrate adaptor activity; ubiquitin protein ligase binding. The record is from RefSeq and is a predicted model, not a curated record. The coding region runs from base 575 to 2188 and encodes 537 amino acids. Gene Ontology annotation, biological process: protein ubiquitination; positive regulation of proteasomal ubiquitin-dependent protein catabolic process.